GGACAACUCUCUUGCGGUGACCGUCACUUCUGGGGCAGACGCGCAGCCAGCGCUUCAUCCUGAGGGCGCAACAGUUGAACCAGAUGCAGAUGGCGCUGAUGGCAUUGUGGCCAACGAUGGUGCAAAGGAUGACGAAGCCAUCAUUGAGGCAUACGCAGCACAACUUGCUUCGUUGAAGGAUUUGGACCUUGGCGCCUCCGACGACGCGUCCAUCGCGCAGUGGGGACGGGCUCGUCUGGCCAAGAUUUCUGAGCUCAAAGCAGGGAUGCAAAAUACAAAGAAAAGCGCUGGGAGGCGCAAAGGCGGAAGCCCGACGGAGUUUUUGGCGCCACUUGAGGAGAUGAUUGAGGAAUUGAACGCCUUGACUGCGCUCAUCAAGACGCUCAUGAGUGCAACAGUUGAGGGCCGGGAGCCCUUUGAGAAGGUUCGUCUUCGCCUGGACACCGACCAGGCCUUCAAAGCUUUUGAAGCUGCGUGGGAGCGUUGCUUAAAGGGCGUUGCCAUGGAGGACCUGAAGACUGCUCAGUGGGACAAUUUCUUCUCUGCGACCUAUCAGCUGACCAUCUCUUCCCUCACGGAGAAUGCGGGCCCCUUCUUCGUCCUUUUGGCUUCUCAGUUGACCCAGCGAUUGGUAAAAACCAUCAACGUAACCAAGCUCCUCACUCGCGAGGUUUUGAAGUACCUGCGAGCAUUCAUGGAGUCUAUGCAGGCUCACGCAGACACCAUCAGGGCAACAACGCAGGCGGACGAGGAUGACAAAUUGGCAAUCCAGUCGAUUCUUGUAGUCCUUGACCUUGCGGCACCUCCUUCUCGAGUUCUUGCAGCUUGCGCCACCCUCAAUGUGGCCUUGUCCCACCACUGGCUUGUGCAAGCCUUCAGCCUGGAGAAAGGCAAGCGGGUCAUGGAGUGCGCGCGUGACAACGCGCAAAAACGACAGGACAGCGACAGCCUCCUGGAAGCGUUUGCCACAUCAUCUUCCGAGUUGAAGGCGAUCAAGGAGCGCGCCGAG
This is a messenger RNA of Effrenium voratum, 1009 nucleotides long. NCBI's taxonomy places the organism in Eukaryota, Dinophyceae, Suessiales, Symbiodiniaceae. The record is from the annotation of a GenBank genome assembly.